Parasteatoda tepidariorum (common house spider) is the source of this 2901-nucleotide messenger RNA. The record is from RefSeq and is a predicted model, not a curated record. Lineage: Eukaryota; Metazoa; Arthropoda; Arachnida; Araneae; Theridiidae.
AGCAGGUAACGUAUUUCAUGAAAAUCAACACGAAAUGAUUGGAACAAAACAAAUAACUUGGCUGUAAUGAAGUUUCGGAAUGUUAAUUUUAAACAUUCUCUUGAAUGUUAUUAAUUAGAGCAUAAUAAAUGUAAAUAUAGAUCACUGGCUUGGGUAAAUUAGAAACUCUUACAAAUUUAAAAUACGUGCAAACUUUUUUACAGGCUAAAUAAUAACGAUAUCAAUGACAAUAUGUAACAAAAUGUUAACUCUUCUUCUGUUGAAAAUAGUUACUGAUGAAACUUUUCUGGCUACUUUUCUUUGUGUCAAGUUAAUGAAUUAAAAUAUGGAUUUUAAUGAUGAUUUGAUUGAAGAUGAUAAUCUGAAUAGCCAAAUUGAAUUUCCUGCUGAAGUUCAAAAUGCUAUUGAACAAGUGCUUCCAAGCACAGACCCUUUAGAUCAUCCUGAUUUUAAUGCUGUUGAUUAUAUCAAUAAACUGUUCCCAACUGAACAGUCAUUAUCUAAUAUUGAUGAUGUUACUGGUCGAAUGAAAAUGAAGAUAAGGCAACUGGAUGAUGAGAUACGCUCUGUUGUCAGAGGUCAGACAAGUGUUGGUCAAGAUGGCAGACAAGCAUUAGAAGAAGCUCAAAAGGCAAUUAAGCAACUUUUUGCUCGUAUAAAGGACAUCAAGGAUAAGGCUGAAAAAUCUGAACAUAUGGUGAAAGAAAUCACUCGAGACAUUAAACAACUUGACCAUGCUAAAAGGCAUUUAACUGCUUCCAUUCUAACUUUAAAUCAACUUCACAUGCUUGUAGAUGGAGUAGAAAAGCUGCAAAUGUUAGUGAAAAAGAGGCAGUAUGGGGAAAUAGCUAAUCUUCUUCAAGGUGUGACAAAUGUUUUAGAUCACUUUCAAAAAUACAUGGGAAUUCCGCAGAUUGCUCACUUAUCUGAGAAAUCUCAACACAUUAAAGCUGAGCUUACUGAACAGAUUACUAAUGAUUUCUAUAAUGCCUUUUCUGGUCCAAGUUCUAAGCACUUUGUAGCAAAUCAGCAGUUAGCUGAAGCAUGUUUAGUGGUUUCAAUUCUUGAACCAAAAGUGAAGCGUGAUCUUUUAAAGUGGUUUGUCAGCAAUCAACUUUCAGAGUAUACCCAUCUCUUUCAAGAGACUCAAGAUAUUGCAUGGCUUGAUAAAAUUGACAAACGGUAUCAGUGGUUGAAGAAACAUUUGAUAGAAUUUGAAGAAAAAUUUGGUCGUAUGUUUCCUCCUGAUUGGGAAGUCAGCGAGCAUAUUGCUGUAGAGUUUUGCCAUAUAACAAGGAGAGAGCUUGGAAAACUGAUGUCUUCUCGUAGAGAUGAAUUAAAUGUCCAAUUAUUGUUGUUUGCCAUUCAAAAAACUACAAGUUUUGAAUCUCUUUUGGCUCGUAGAUACUCAGGUGUAACAUUAGAUUCUACAAUUGUUCAGCACUUUACAAAAAAAGAGGGUCCUAAUCCAUUUGAAGAUAAUGAUGACUCAAAUCCUUUUAAAGAGGACAUGAAAAAAGAUGUGGAUACACCAUCAUCAGAUAAAAGUACUGCUGAAGAUACAUCUAUUGUUAAAGUCAGUAAUCCAUUCCAAGGCAUUAUAUCCAGAUGUUUUGAACCACAUCUUAAUAUUUAUGUUGAAUACCAAGACAGAAAUCUUGCCCAGUUAAUGGAUCAAUUUGUUGAAGAUAUGCAGAAAGCGGAACUUCCAAAACCAGAAAUAGAUCGAGCUAACGUUUUGCCAUCCUGUGCAGAACUUUUUGUUUUUUACAAAAAAUGCCUAGUGCAAUGUUCUCAAUUGAGUAUUGGACAGCCAAUGUUGGCCUUGACUGCUACAUUCCAGAAGUAUCUUCGAGAAUAUGCUCAAAGGGUUUUGCAGAAUAGUUUACCAAAAGUUGGAAAUGUUACUACUUCUACCAAUUUAAUUCAAAGUUUAUUGAAAGAGGGUGAAAUAACUAAGUUCAGCCCAGCAGAACAAAUAAAAGUGUGCAGUAUUUUGACCACUGCAGAUUAUUGUUUGGAAACGACUCUGCAGUUGGAAAGCAAACUGAAGGAAAAAGUUGACCCAACCCUGGCUAAUCAGAUCAAUCUUGUUUCUGAGCAAGAUGUGUUUCAUAAUGUGAUAUCUAAUUGCAUCCACCUUCUUGUACAAAAUCUUGAACUUGCAUGUGAGCCUGCAUUAACGGCCAUGAAUAAGAUUCAGUGGGCUGCUUUUGAAGCUGUUGGGGAUGAGAGUAGUUAUGUCACAGCAAUAACAGCACAUCUUAGACAAACCUUGCCUCUACUUCGAGAUAAUUUGUCAACAUCUAGGAAAUAUUUUACUAAAUUUUGUAUGAAUUUUGCAAAUUCAUUCAUACCUAAAUUUAUUUGCCACCUUUUCAAAUGUAAGCCAGUUAGUCCAAUUGGAGCUGAGCAGCUGUUGUUGGAUACUCACAUGCUUAAAACAAUUUUACUGGAUUUGCCCUCACUUGGAUCUGUAUCAAUGAGAAAGCCACCUCCAAUGUAUACAAAAAUUGUUGUGAAAGGUAUGACCAAAGCUGAGAUGAUUUUAAAGGUUGUAAUGGCUCCACAUGAAAAAGAAAGUUUUGUUGAUGAUUACAUUAAAUUUUUACCAGAAUCUGACAUCACAGAAUUCCAGAAAGUUCUUGAUAUGAAGGGUUUAAAGAGGAGUGAGAUAAAUAGCUUGACAGAAAUUUUCAGAUCCCACCAACCAUCUCUGCCUAGUACUGGCCAUCAACAAGAGCAUGAUAUCAUCAGCACUCCAACAAUAUCAAAUACUCCAGAACAUGAAUCUAGUCGUAUAAAAAAAUUAGAGAAACUAAUAAAACGAUUGUAAAUUAUGGAUUGUAAAUAACUGCCUGUUUUCAAAAAAAUAAAUUUAUAUAUUUUUUAGCAUUAUAA